AGCCACAGGGCGAGAGUACUUAUGUUGAGCACAGUCACGCAGUGAAACUUUUAUAGGCGAUUACUUGUUUAUAUAUUUCAUGCAUGUGCCGCAAAACAUCCUACAAAAUAAUAUUUGCUUCAGCAACAAAAAUGUGUCGAUUAAAUAAUAGCCUAAUGCGAAUUUACUGUCAAGUCUAAAAUAUAGGCUACUCGUAGAAUGUAAAAAAAAAAAAAAAAAAAAAAAAAAAAAAAAAGCCUUCUACCUUUCGGUAAGUCACAGGACAGAAUGGUUCAGUGUUUGUGUGGUCUCGUUAAAGCUCUCACAUGAUGAGCUCUCUACCCCCUGUGAAAGGAGACAGGAUCAUCUGUGAACUCCCUUUGUACUUUACAAGGGACGCUGCAGUGCACACCAAAGAUGGCUUUAAUAUUACUGUUAGAGAGGCAUGUCAAGGACAGAAAACAGGCCUUUUUCCACAUGGGGACCUUUGGCUGGUACCCACAAUGCUAAACGUAGCCAAGGUCAUUGUAGUUGGUGAUGUAGCAGUUGGGAAGACGUGUUUAAUAAAUAGAUUCUGCAAAGACACUUUUGACAAGACGUACAAGGCGACUAUUGGAGUGGAUUUUGAGAUGGAGAGAUUUGAGGUCCUCGGUGUGCCCUUCAAUUUGCAGUUGUGGGACACAGCAGGUCAAGAAAGAUUUAGAUGCAUUGCAUCCACCUACUACAGAGGAGCUCAAGCCAUCAUCGUUGUGUUUGACCUGAGCAAUUAUAACUCUUUGGAUAAUGCGAGAGAGUGGCUUGAAGAUGCCAUGAGAGACAAUGACCCUUCUAGUGUUCUCCUCUUCCUCGUGGGAACCAAGAAGGAUCUUAGUCACCCAGAUCAGUUAGCCCAAAUGGAGCAAGAGGCUGUUAAACUUUCGGAGGAGAUCAGAGCAGAAUAUUGGGCCGUCUCUGCCCUGUCAGGGGAAAGUGUGAGAGACUUCUUCCUCCGGGUCGCAUCACUUACAUUUGAGGCGACUGUAUUAUCUGAGCUGGAGAGGAACAAUUCUAGACAAGUUGGUGAUAUUGUCAAAAUUUCUAAUAAUUGUAAUGAAAAUUUUAAGAAGAGGCAAUCAAACUGCUGUCGUUGACUGAACGUAUGCAACAUGUUUCAAUGGAUCUGAUCAAAUGGGAAUAAAAGUGACCCUUGAAUACAAACUUUGGGACAAUGUCCCGUAAUGCCCUGACACAAAUCUCUGGGUGAAAGAAGAAAAUAAUACAAACAGAAGACUUGGCCAGUGAGAUAAUGAGGGAAUCUCAACAAGAAUCCAUCUGAAAGUAUUUACAGAUGAAUGCCAUGAAGUUCCAAUUGUUUUAAUUAUGAAUCUACUACUUUUAAUACAUUUUCUGCAUCAUUGUAUUACAUGGUUAUGCAGAUACAGUUUGUCAGACUCUCAAAUAACCAGGAUUAAGUAUUAUUUUGUCUAUAAAUGUGUUAAAUUUUGUCCCAAGCAGUGACAGAGAUUUAUCUAAUCUAGAAUCUAUAAAUACUUGGUGUCAUUUACUGACAUUUAGUCUAUCAGUAUUACAUUAAACGAUGCAAAUCCCUGUAA
Molecule: messenger RNA, 1571 nt
Organism: Ctenopharyngodon idella (grass carp)
Lineage: Eukaryota; Metazoa; Chordata; Actinopteri; Cypriniformes; Xenocyprididae
Gene: rab34b
Product: RAB34, member RAS oncogene family b
Exons: 12
Coding region: 306-1109 (267 amino acids)
Biological process (GO): phagosome-lysosome fusion; endocytosis
Molecular function (GO): GTPase activity; GTP binding
Source: RefSeq, a predicted model, not a curated record